AUGUCCCAGAGCGACCCCGUCCCGCAGAUGUUCAACACCGCCCUCACCUCCUGGAAGAACGCCGGCCCGAGAGAGAGUUUCAAAAAGGUCGCGUCGACAGUGGCGACUGCGUUCGAACAGGAGUUCGAUAUCAACGUUCGUGGGCUUGUGCGCGAAAAGGGCAAGCUGCGUGUGGAGACGGAAGCAGAGUACGCGAAACGAACCAAAGAGCGACACAAGAGUAUCCUCAAAUGGAUAGAGAACAAUAAGCCGUGGUUCGACAAGCACAAGUUGGGUCCUCUCGACCUACUCCCGGUGCCACUGCCCGAAGAAACGGAGCCCGAGGAAACCCGCGACCGCGCCAAGAGUGCCCGCGGGCUCUUCAUUCACGACCAUCCGCAUAUCGGCGCGCGAGCCAAAGCCGAAGCUGCCAAAGCCGGCCUCGCCUCAGGUCCCCAGACAACUGAGUGGAACCUGGCGUUUUCGCGAGAGAUUGACCGCGUCAAAGCUGAGGAGCCGGCCAAGUGGCAGCAAUACGAAGAAUUGGCCGCUCAAUCGAAGGAGGAUGCUCGCGCGGCCAAUGCAGCGCAGGACGCCCGUUCAGAAAGGGAGGAUGUGGCUCAGCAACACGCGUCGGCCAACAGCGGCAACAAUGAAGAAGCUAAGGCUCUCGCGCAACUUGAGGAACAGCGCAGCCGUCUGCGUUUAACAGCGCGUGUAUCCGUGGACAAAUGGGCUGCAGAGACGCAGACACACAUUUUUACCUACAUUGGAUGGAUUGAUGCCACCGGGAAUGCACGCAGAACUUUGGUGAGCGCUGGGGACGGCUCCAGAGACACUUUGGUCAACCAUCUCAAGACUGUGCAGAACGGGGAGCUCGUCACUGCACUCAACGACUUCAUCCUGCAAACCCGAGGAUCGCGUGUGAAGCCGGCGACCCCAGGUACCUCCACAAGUCUUGCCGCGCCUCCAGAUGCCACAGACCUCGCGGCCAACGAGCGUUCAGACGCACCGACGGAGACUGCCGAGGCCGCGCAAGGAUCUCCUCAAACGGAUGGAGAAGUGGCGCCCGCACCUUUGGGAACGGGAGAAGCUGACAUGAACGCGCCUCACCGUCUGCCUGACAACUCGGCGAACUCGUCGAACUCCAACAGCGUAGAUGUCAACCCGCGCCCGGAUGACGGCCACGCAGAGCACAACAACGCGGCCACGCAGGAGAGCCCCCAUACUCAUCGAAGCGCAUGCCACCGCCGAAGUUCCGCAGGAGGGCAACAAUAGGGUGCUAACGUUGCACUCAUCUAUCAACACAUGCCGCAUAACACGCGUAGUCAAGUCCCAUUGUAUACGUUUUAGUUCAAACUGUUGAUACACUUCGUUUCUUCUGCACGUA
This is a messenger RNA of Fomitopsis serialis, 1369 nucleotides long. RefSeq lists its product as uncharacterized. The record is from RefSeq and is a predicted model, not a curated record. The transcript is spliced from 5 exons. NCBI's taxonomy places the organism in Eukaryota, Fungi, Basidiomycota, Agaricomycetes, Polyporales, Fomitopsidaceae. Bases 1 to 1257 code for a protein of 418 amino acids.